CGUCAACGGAGAAAGGGGCGGAGUCAGCGGACUGCAGAAUACGAGCCAAUCAGCUGCUGCGCUUAUUUUCCUUCUAUGACACGAACGAAACCCGCACGCUUAGCAGCUGGAGACAGAAGAGCAUCAGAACCGAGCUGACAGUCUGCAUAUACAACACAAACCAGUCUCUGUUUCCUGCCCUAAUGGCAACGGAGGACAAAGGAAAAACGACGGCGGCUCAGGCUUUACCGGAAACGGGUUUAUUCUCAACAGCAACAACACACAGCAAUCUAAAUAAUAACAACAACAACAAUAAUAACAACAAAGACAGCGACGGAAGCGAAGGAGCCACGACAGCCACAUCUACUGCAGUUGAAUCCGAUGGGGAUGAAAAUAUUAUUAGGAACGGUUCUGUCGUUAACAUCACUGGAGGCAAUAACGGGAAAUGGGUCCGUCUCAACGUCGGGGGGACGGUGUUUCUAACGACGCGACAAACGCUGCUGAAGGAGCAAACUUCAUUUCUGUAUCGACUGUGUCAGCAGCAGGAUUUGCAUUCUGAUACGGAUGAAACUGGUGCUUAUGUGAUCGACCGAGACCCCACCUAUUUCGGUCCCAUACUCAACUACCUGCGACAUGGAAAGCUGGUUUAUAACAAGGAGCUGGCUGAGGAAGGUGUCUUGGAGGAGGCAGAAUUUUACAACAUAACACCACUGAUCAAAUUAAUCAAAGAACGGAUUCUUGAGAGAGACACCAAAGCCACACAGCAAGUACCACCAAAGCACGUGUAUCGGGUGUUGCAGUGUCAGGAAGAGGAGCUCACCCAGAUGGUGUCCACCAUGUCGGACGGCUGGAAGUUUGAGCAGAUGGUGAACAUUGGGUCAUCCUACAGCUAUGGAACCGAGGACCAGGCUGAAUUUCUCUGUGUAGUUUCGAAAGAGCUCCACACCUCGGGUGGAGGAUUAGGGACUGAACAGAGCCACAAGACUAAGACCUCGGACACACAGGAGGAAGAUGGAGCAAAGGAGGAGGAGGAAGAGGAGGAGGGAGAGAGAAAUGCCACCGCCAAUGAGUGGAUUAGAGAUUAGAAACAUGUGUCAAUGUCCCCAAGGAAUUGCUGUUCCAGAUCCAUGGAUCCCGGAUGUAGGAUAAAGAGAAUGUUAUUUUUCUAGACGUUUGUUUGAACAUGUGCUCAUGAUGCUGUUUUUAUAGCCAUACUUUUUUAGAUUUGUUGACAACCGGUAUUAGUGGGAAACUACAAAAAAAAUGUGCUGGAUUAAAAUGUAAGCAAAGGGUACCUGAUGUAUUACCAUUUCAGAAACGACACAAUUAUAUCUUAGUACAUGCCCUGUUACCAAAGAGUGCAACUUGAACAAAGCGCUUAUAAACGAGGACUUAGAAACGAGUUUCUUUUUCUCUUUUUUUGAUUAAAAAAUCACUACAGUAAUACGAUGUUAUCCACAAUAGACUGUCAGGACAAUACUGUAAUGUUUAUUCAUUAUUAGGGUUUAGGUCAUGCACAUUUACAGUGGUACAUGAAUAUUGACCUCAUCAUAGGCCAUGUUUCAUCUUGCAAACAUCCGCAGAUCAGUUGUAGGUACCGUGCCAGUAGUGUCACCCUGGCAGACCACCAGAAGUGCACUAUACCCACAUUUUCAGUCUGCAGCAGCUCAUUUGGAUAGUCAGUGGCGCCGGCUAAAAGGUUAUAAUGUCAUUAUAGGUCACUGGGGUGUUGAAUGAUCUGUUUUUGUGCUGUAGCUGUAUGUUAUAUAUGGAAUUUUAAUAUUUCCUGAACAAUAUUCACUUAGUCAACAAAACUUUUGUUCAUUAGCUUAUGUGCUGGAACUUUUUGGUGGAUUAUAAAACUAUGUUCAUGUGCAUUGUGCGAAGGUUCAAUUUCUUCCUGGAACAAGCCUUUGUUAUUAGCAAUCAAAUCAACGCGCCUCAAAUUAACAAAUAUUCAAGUUAAGCACUUUUUGCUUUGGCAUAGAGCAGAGCAUAUCUGCAUUCUGUGCUAUGGGCUGAUUUGUAUGCCUGAACCUGUUUAUCAAAUACGUCGUGGUUUGCACAAAUUUGCAUAGACAUAUCCCGAUGGGUGGAGGUCAUUUUUCAAAUAAGAGCAUGUUUGAUGACACGGCAUUCUCAUGUUCAUCUGUUUGUAAUGGCAACAUGACUUUUUUCUGUAUUUAUAAUGUGACAAGUGGAAUUCACAAAGAAAAUUUUGUUGCUACCAGGUCACCAGUGUGUUACCAAGUCACCCUAACAAUGUUCAUAUUAUCUGCAAUGGCACAAUGAUAUUUUAAAACUGUGAAGAUAAAUACAAUCCUUGUGUCUUGAUAGACAGCAGUGAAUUGCUGUUAAUGUCAUAAAUUCUAUCAUCAGUGAAUAGACAUGCAACAAAAUGUUUUUUUAAAUAGGACUGGUGUGUUGAACAAUCAUUUUUAAACUUAUUUUAGUUUUUAAUAUCAAUAUUUAGUGCGUCAGUUAAAACAUUUGUAUGGCCUUGCCUUUUUUAUCAUGUUUGAUGCUACAUAAUGUGCCACCUUUGAAGUGAUUCUGAAAUAAUACAUGUAGUAUGUUUGUAUUUAAUACAGGGUAAUAAAUGAUGUUACUUGUCAGGGCACAUGUAAUAUUUUGUCUCGAAUGUGUGUAGUCUGUACACUGACAAUAUAAGGUUCUUGGUUUUAGAUGAAUGACAAUGCUCAACUUAUGUUUUUGCUUCAUGCUUUUGUUUUGUAUUGUAUAUUUUUUGUAAGAUUUUCAGGUGUGAAACAUAAUACAAAAUAGUCCCAGAAACCAGUCCGUUAGGAUUUUAAGCUCUAGGUGUUAUUUAUUUAUCAAAUAUGGGAUUUGUCUUUUUUAUUGAUUAUUUAUUUUUUCAAGGUGUGAAAAGUUAAGUAGAAGUUUGUAUUUAUUUAGUUUUUGUCAUGCACACAUGUACAAAUUAUGAAAUUGAAUUCAUACAUGUUACAUAAUUUAUAAAGAUUAGAAAACACUUUGCGUUGAGUUUUGUUUAGCAUUUAAAGCACAGACCCUUAGUAGUAUGUAUGUACUGUAUUGUAUGUCGAUAUUUUUAGCAAUCAGUUGGAAAAUGUUGACGUUAGAAGUUCAGAUAGCAUUGUUGUGUACAUACAUAGAUAUCAAGGCAGUUCAAAUAAACUUCAGACUUUUUCAGAAAAUAUUGUGCAAGGUCUUUUGAAAUAGU
Molecule: messenger RNA, 3181 nt
Organism: Triplophysa rosa
Lineage: Eukaryota; Metazoa; Chordata; Actinopteri; Cypriniformes; Nemacheilidae
Gene: kctd17
Product: potassium channel tetramerization domain containing 17
Exons: 7
Coding region: 183-1064 (293 amino acids)
Biological process (GO): protein homooligomerization; proteasome-mediated ubiquitin-dependent protein catabolic process
Cellular component (GO): cytoplasm; Cul3-RING ubiquitin ligase complex
Molecular function (GO): cullin family protein binding
Source: RefSeq, a predicted model, not a curated record